AUGAAGCUGAUCACUGCUUCCAUUCUCGCCCUCGUCGGCCUCGUUGCUGCUCAGUCGACGGGCGACCUGCCCAAGUGCGCCCAACCAUGCGUAAUCGAGGCCACGACCGGCGGGAACAUUGGAGGCUGCGGCCAGUUCGACAACAAGUGCAUCUGCAGCAACAAGAGCUUCCUCGACGACAUGGCAUGCUGCCUUGCCGCCGGCUGCACGCAAAAGGAGCAACAGGCUGCAGUUGACUUUGCCAAACGCCUCUGCAGAGGUUCCGGCGUCACCGAUCUGCCCGACUCGGUCGUCUGCAAGACAGCGGCGUCCGGCUCCUCGACAACGGCUUCAGGCACCGCCGCUGCCACCACCUCAGCUUCGCAGACGGCAUCAACCACUGGCUCGGCCGCCAAUGCGCAGAACACGGCCUCGACCUCUACCCCCAACGCAGGGCCCUUGGCGACCAUGAUGCCUGUCGGCGUGCUGGGCGGCCUCAUCGCCGCAGCUGCCAUGCUGUAG
Messenger RNA from Verticillium nonalfalfae, 501 nucleotides. RefSeq lists its product as uncharacterized. The record is from RefSeq and is a predicted model, not a curated record. Bases 1 to 501 code for a protein of 166 amino acids. Lineage: Eukaryota; Fungi; Ascomycota; Sordariomycetes; Glomerellales; Plectosphaerellaceae. The transcript is spliced from 2 exons.